AUGGUUCCACGAUUCGUGUUGGAUGUGUAUUACAACUUUUCCUUGAAAGAGCUCGGGAUCCAUUUCCACACCGCUCAACAGGCCCAGAAAUACCAGGCACUCAACCGUGAGGGCCGCAUCUUGGCCGGAAACGAGAAGAUGGUGUGGAUUCCCAUCCCCAGCGGGAUGACGGACAUUCGGGGAAGUUCGUUCGGCUUUGUCAUGUGCUUUGAGAGUGCGGAUGCUGCAUCAACAUGGUGCAAGCGCGUGGUUUUGGGAGUGCCCUACGAUGGCCGGGAUCACAACACCAAAGAAGCAUAUAUAGUCAGAGAGUGGAGUGAAGAUGACUUGGAACAGAAGCUUGCAGGGAGAGCAGGACAGUUGGGGCUGCCCGGACAGAUGCCCGAGCACCGUGGACCGAGUCCGGGACGUGAAUUUAGGGCGACCGGACGAGUGGAAGGAGAAAAGAAAAAGGAUCCUGUGGGCUUUGGUAUUGAGCGUCCACGAGACUCAGAUACAGCAAGAUAUGGCAUUCCAUCCCACAUCAACACAAAGGGGAAGUAA
Messenger RNA from Diaporthe citri, 543 nucleotides. RefSeq lists its product as uncharacterized. The transcript has a single exon. The coding region runs from base 1 to 543 and encodes 180 amino acids. The record is from RefSeq and is a predicted model, not a curated record. NCBI's taxonomy places the organism in Eukaryota, Fungi, Ascomycota, Sordariomycetes, Diaporthales, Diaporthaceae.